Adineta ricciae is the source of this 1050-nucleotide messenger RNA. NCBI's taxonomy places the organism in Eukaryota, Metazoa, Rotifera, Eurotatoria, Adinetida, Adinetidae. The record is from the annotation of a GenBank genome assembly.
AUGAAUAACUAUUUCAAUCUUCCCUCAACAUCAACAAAUGAUCUGUUUUCAAACAACGGGUCAACAACAGCCAAUACUGCUGGUAAUAGUAAUAAUAAUAAUAAUAAUGCAGGAACAUCGUCGAAUGGUGAACAACAAACAUCAAAUAAUGAUGUUAAUAGUUCGACAUCAUUCCCCUAUGAUGUUGAUUACAAUCGUGGUGGAUUUCCCUCCACAUUCGAUCGAUUGGCGUUUCCUCCUCCUCCUCCAACAGCGAAUAAAGAUCCACUGAUGAAUACCUAUUCAAACUUUACUAUGAUGCAAGCUGCAGCAGCCGCAACAAUUUCGAGUUCGAACUCUCAUCAUCAUCCUCAUUCACUUCACCCGCAUCAUCAACAACAACAGCAACAACAUCUUCAACCUCCCAUGCACCUUCAACAACACCCGUCAGCAAAUGAUUAUCUUUUACCACCAUCGAAUGGAACAUCGUCAUGGAAACAGGGUGAACCCAUGUCAUCCUCAUCCUUAGCUGGUACAUCAGGUAAUGACAUGAUAUCGGCGCCAUCAAUGCCACCACCUGCACACCCACAUCAUCAAUUAUCAAGUUUUUCAAUGGCAGUUACUAAUCCAAUGCUUUACUAUGCACAUUCAUGGAUGCGACCAGAAUUCAAUUUUGAACAUAAGCGUACGCGUCAAACGUAUACACGUCAUCAAACACUGGAAUUGGAAAAAGAAUUUCAUUUUACAAAAUACUUAACACGGCGACGACGUAUUGAAAUUGCACAUAGUUUAGCAUUGACAGAACGGCAAAUCAAAAUUUGGUUUCAAAAUCGUCGUAUGAAAUGGAAAAAGGAAAAUAAUUUCAAAUCACUCAAUGAUCCAAACGUAAAACUAGAAGCCAAUGCAAGCAGUCAUGGUAGCAGCGGACAUAAUCAUCAUCCUCACGCAAUGUCAACAACUGAUGCAACAUCAUCGUCAUGGCCAUCGGUGCCAAGUGUUAAAAAAGAAAAUAAUCCUCAUCUUUCUCAUCAACAUCCUCAUCCAUAUGGUACCAAUGGAAACAAUAAAUAG